Messenger RNA from Lytechinus variegatus (green sea urchin), 1804 nucleotides. RefSeq lists its product as uncharacterized. Gene Ontology annotation, biological process: DNA recombination; DNA integration. The transcript has a single exon. Lineage: Eukaryota; Metazoa; Echinodermata; Echinoidea; Temnopleuroida; Toxopneustidae. The record is from RefSeq and is a predicted model, not a curated record. Gene Ontology annotation, molecular function: DNA binding. Bases 110 to 1429 code for a protein of 439 amino acids.
ACGACAAAUUUUGAGUAUCGAUAGCUAUCAUGCCUAUCGUAGGUGAAAAUUAUCGGACACUUUUUCUGUCAUUUCUUCACCGGCGAACAAUUUCGCGAAGAACUGCAAAAUGGAUAAUAAUUUCCGAUUUCCUUCCCUUACGGAAGAGGAUCUUGCUUCCAUUGUGGAUGACAAGGAUUCCACGCGGACAAAAGGAGUAAUAAGCUACUCUUUGAACAUCGUGAGGUCGUAUUGUAGGCAGAAAGAAGUGGAUUUUGCAGUACUAACUGAGCGAUGCAGUGCCCCAGAACUGAACGAUUUUCUACGGUCUUUCUACGCCGAGCUCCGCCAAGGUAACGGGGAGUCUUAUGCGAAGAGGUCGAUGAUCACUCUUCGGUACGGUUUGCAGCGUCACUUUUUGAAGCACCGUCAAUUCGAUAUCUGUAAAGAUGCUGCAUUCGAUGGAUGUAACGAAAUGUUCAAAGCCAUACUCCACAAAUUGAAGGCUGAGGGAAAAGGUGCAAUUCGACAUAAGGACCCGGUUACACCUGAGGACAUGAAUAAAAUCAGGGAGUCUUUUGACCUGACCGUACCAAAGGAUUUGCAGAAUAAGGUGUUCUUAGACCUCAUGUUGCAUCUCUGCAACCGGGGCAGGGAGAAUCUUCGACAAAUGAAGAAAGAUGAUUUCGCUGUACAGACAGAUUCAGCUAAUCAACGAUAUGUCCAUGUUGUUCGAGAUAUGAUUACCAAGAACCAUCGCGGCGAACUUAAUCACGAUGAAGAAAGCCAGGGUGGACGGAUGUAUGCAACUGGUAAGUCUGACUGCCCUGUAAACUCGUUUCUUGAAUAUCUCUCUCACCUGAAUGAAAACUGUGAUGCACUAUGGCAGCGACCAAAGGCAAGAAGGCCUGCUCAGUCAGCUAGCCCUUGGUAUGACAAUGUACCUGUGGGUUUACAUACACUUGGAAACAAGAUGUCAGUGAUAUCGAAACAAGCACAAUGCUCGAAAGUGUACACCAAUCACUGCCUCCGUGCCACGGCCAUCAACAAACUUGAUAAUGCUGGCUUUGAAGCUCGCCACAUAAUGGCAAUUUCUGGCCAUCGCUCCGAGAACAGCAUCAAACAUUACUCAAGAGUUGGAGAGAGUCAAAAGAGGAGAAUGAGUUUAACCAUCGCCAGUAACAAUGAAGAGAUAGCAACAUGUUCUUCAACCUCUGACUCUGCCAGAGAGGUACUUAGAUCUUCUAAGUUUGUCAGGUUCUCUAGCACUGCCACUACUAGCAACGUUCCUCGAUCGCCUUCACCACCACAGGAACAUGCACAGUCAUCACAACUUGUGGUAAACAGUCAGCCGACUUCCUCCCCUAUCAAUAUCAACUCUUCAGUUUCUUCUAGAAUGCACCUCCACUUCAACAAUUGUAAGGUCAAAAUUGUAUGUAAUCAAAAAUAACUAACUUUCAACAUACUUACUAGACUAGGUCUAGGCCUAAACUGUCUAAGUUAGACCAAGACUUGUGUAAAUAUUUCUGUCAUUCUAAACUUUUGGAUUGGAAUCUAUGGAUCUAGACUGUCUAUUUGGAGUUCAUUAUUUUGGAGUUCAUUGUUUGGAGUUAGCCUAAUUGUUUGGAGUUCAUUCAACUGGCCUAGGAGUUCAUCGACUGUUUGGAGUUCAUUUGUUGCUACAUGUAAUUAGGAGUUCAUCGUGUUCAAUUGGAAUUUCACAAAUAUAAGGUAAGAAGAACGUAUGCCAUCUAGAUCUAGACUAUGGUAAAAUCCAUGAUGGGGGGCUUAGAUUGAGGGAUCUAUUUACUAUAAUAAAUAGUGA